AACUGCUAGAAUUUAUUUUAGCAUAAUGGCGAUUUCUUUUUGACAAUUGGCCCCUACUGUUGGUGCACGUGUUUUUCUUGCGGACUGUUCAUAAAAAUCCAUUAAAAAAGAGAUGAAUCCGGAGAAAUUAAAGAAGUUGCAGGCGCAUGUUCGUAUCGGUGGAAAGGGCACUCCACGUCGUAAGAAGAAGAUUGUACAUUCUACUCCUGCUACCGAUGAUAAAAAAUUACAAUCGUCUCUAAAGAAAUUGUCUGUUAACACGAUUCCUGGGAUUGAAGAAGUUAAUAUAAUCAAAAAUGAUGGUACCGUCAUACACUUCAAUAAUCCUAAAGCACAGGCAUCACUUCCAACAAAUACGUUCGCUAUUACGGGGCAUGGGGAGAACAAGUCUAUUUCAGAAAUGUUGCCGGGAAUUUUAACACAGCUGGGACCGCAGGACAUCACGCAAUUGAAAAAAAUCGCUACAGAGUUUGCUAACAAAGGGGCUGCUGCAUCAGGUGCCGCAGCUGGUGGUUUAGCGAGUGCAUCUUCAUCUGCAGUUGACGAUGAUGUUCCAGAUUUAGUUCAGAACUUUGAGGAGGUGGCUAUUGGAGGUGCAUCAGCUAGUGCUAAAGGGGUAGAUAUUACUAGCACAGUUGAGUCUACACCGAAAACUGAGGAGGUUCCUGUGGCCUAAAACGGAUUCUCACGAUGGAAACUUAGAUUUAGUGGUGCCGACAUACGCAAGCAACAUCUACAAAUAUACAAAGCGUGGGAUAUAAGUAAGGGAAGACGACGAAUAGAUUAAAUAUUCGUCAACUAUAUUGAUUAGACGUGCGUCUCAAUUUGGAGCUGAGUUAUGAAAAGGGUUGCACUCGGUAUAAAUAUAGUACACACAACAUAACCAGAGAAAAACUACAUAUAAUGUGAGCCAAUUAAAUAAUGAAUGAAACAUUGUUUCGAUCGUAAACACACACAUUUUUGUUUUUUCACACUAAGGCAAUAAUACAUAACCGCAGAUGGCGAAAGUAGAAUAAAUGAAUUUAUCGAAAAUAGGAACAGAAUAAUUCCACAAAAGAGUCACUUAAACACUCCAAUCGAAGCAUUACCAGUACAAGUAGGCGUCGAAGGCAUGGAUAGAUAUGCAAAAGCAUAAUAUUCAUAAAAUAUAUUAUUUUUAUAUUGAAUACCCUUGGCAUAUUGAAUGGUUACUAGAUUGGGCAACGCAUAUUUGGACUGACCUCUUGGUUUUCUCGCUUAAUAUAUUAUUUCCUUUCCCCAAUAUAUGCCUAGGUUUGAAUCGAUUUUAUUUCGUCGGAGGCAACUUAAAUCUGAAAAAGCAAACACCGUGUAAAAUAUUAACUUAUUUUUACGCAUAAAAUGGCAUGGAACGAA
Messenger RNA from Rhagoletis zephyria (snowberry fruit fly), 1374 nucleotides. RefSeq names its product bicaudal (gene bic). Lineage: Eukaryota; Metazoa; Arthropoda; Insecta; Diptera; Tephritidae. The record is from RefSeq and is a predicted model, not a curated record.